Molecule: messenger RNA, 298 nt
Organism: Periconia digitata
Lineage: Eukaryota; Fungi; Ascomycota; Dothideomycetes; Pleosporales; Periconiaceae
Source: the annotation of a GenBank genome assembly
AAUGUACUUCUCAGUUUUCAACUUAGUAUGCUGUGUUGAACCCUUCAAGCACACCGCCAUGUUUUCAUCGGGCAUGAAAUUUGAUAUAAAGGAGAGCCCUAACUCACACAAGAUAGGACAAAUAUGCGUUUAUAGAAUAGUCCCCGUAAUUCCAGUGUCCGUGCACGAGUGCAUCGGUAACCGUAGGAUGGUUCUAUGGCGCACAUGCGAACAUGUUGGGGCCUUUUUUGGGGGCUGUUCACUGAUUUGGCGGCCGCCCUUUCGCUUCCGCGCCCCCCUUAAGUCCGCCACCAUGUAA